This is a messenger RNA of Alosa alosa (allis shad), 3023 nucleotides long. It is a transcript of the gene rab40b, whose product is annotated as RAB40B, member RAS oncogene family. Gene Ontology annotation, biological process: intracellular signal transduction; protein localization to plasma membrane. Gene Ontology annotation, molecular function: GTP binding; GTPase activity. The coding region runs from base 747 to 1619 and encodes 290 amino acids. The record is from RefSeq and is a predicted model, not a curated record. Lineage: Eukaryota; Metazoa; Chordata; Actinopteri; Clupeiformes; Clupeidae. Gene Ontology annotation, cellular component: endosome; synaptic vesicle; plasma membrane. The transcript has 6 exons.
CUCGAGUUGGCAGCAAGCUGUCAAUUCUGUAAACCACACCUUCCCCUUCGUCUUUGCCGAAUGGCCAUGCGCGGCUGCAGACGGACAUCCCCAGCGGCGAUUCGGGAGACGGAGCUGCCCUAGCAACCCCGCGCGGAGCCAACCCGCGGACGGACAGAUCCACGAGGUGGGGAGGGGGGUAGGAUGAGAUAAGGUGGUGAGUGAGGUGUCGAGAAGAGAGGAGUCGCAAGAAGUCUGUCGAAAGGCACAGCGUGGCCCCCGCAAAAUCACAACAAAUGCAUUGGUGGGCUCAGUGGGAUUUUGGAAAGGCUUCCGUGGUGCGUAAUUGCGCUUUUCCAUACUGGUGGCCGUGAUAUCCCAUGCCUUUGUGCGGUGUCACUGCGAGCGAGUUCAGUUCCUGGAAUCCGCACCGCGAGCACCGUCAUCUGAGCUCACGGGGACAUCAAAGUGGGUAUUUUUAAUAUCAUGUGAUGAAGCAGACUUGUGUGAAAGAUGCAGUUGAGCCCACUCCCGGUGCUACCUUGGGCUUCAGCUAAUUCAGUGGGAAUCGGCAUCAUUGUUCAACCUCGUCUUUGUGUGUGUUGAGUUUUGUGAGGAGCCUUCGUUUUCCUCCGCGGAUGAAGUAGAAUCGUUUGUCUCUUGUUUGUCGGGGCUGCGUGAUCGAUAACAUCAUAACAGCAGCCAUGAAUGCCAGGACUGUGCCGCAGACUUAAGUGCUGGGAUCAGACUAGGAAGGGAGCAUCAGAAUGGGACAUCGCAGCGAGGCAUCUCUCAGGAUGAACCAUCGAUCGAGCCCGGCUAAGGCAUACGACUUUCUGCUCAAAUUCCUGUUGGUCGGAGACAGCGAUGUGGGGAAGGGGGAGAUCUUGUCGAGCCUUCAGGAUGGAGCAAGAGAGUCUCCGUACGGAUACAACAUGGGAAUCGAUUACAAGACCACCACUAUUCUACUGGAUGGGAGGCGGGUAAAACUUCAGCUCUGGGACACUUCUGGCCAGGGAAGAUUCUGCACCAUCUUCCGAUCAUACUCACGAGGAGCACAGGGAGUAAUCCUGGUGUAUGACAUCACUAAUCGCUGGUCAUUUGAUGGCAUUGAUAGAUGGAUCAAAGAGAUUGACGAGCAUGCUCCAGGUGUGCCCAAGAUCCUGGUGGGGAACCGCCUGCACCUGGCCUACAAGCGGCAGGUGACCACGGAGCACGCUCAGGUGUACGCCGAGCGCCUGGGCGUGACCUUCUUCGAGGUCAGCCCCCUGUGCAACUUCAACAUCACGGAGUCGUUCACGGAGCUGGCGCGGAUUGUGCUCACGCGCCACGGCAUGCAGAGACUCUGGAGGCCCAGCAAAGUCUUGAGUCUGCAGGACCUGUGUUGUCGCUCCAUCGUGUCCUGUACGCCGGUGCACCUGGUGGACAAGCUGCCGUUGCCGCUGGCUCUGAAGAGCCACCUGAAGUCCUUCAGCAUGGCCAACGGGCUGAAUGCCCGCAUGAUGCACGGCCGCUCGUACUCGCUUCUGCCCGCCGCCAGCACCAAGAAGAGACCCGGCGCCUCCAAGAAGAACAAGAUAUUGCGCCCCCAACUGGCCGUGGCACACUCCUGCGCCCGCACCAGCUGCAAGAUCUCCUAGAGACAGGCACGUGAAGGGGGAGAGCGCUCGCUUCAGACACACACACACACACACACACACAUACACACACACACACACACUCAGACUCUCAGCACCAGAGCUACCGCUGCCUAAAGAAGGCAACACCUGUGCAGCCGUGUUGCUGCUGUUGAUGGUGCUGGUGGCCGGGCAGAGGGCUGGACGCUGGCGUGCCCUGGCGUGGAGACGCUCCAAUGCUCCAUGUUCAGAAUGGUGUUUAGAAGCUCGGACAGACCCGGGCUGGAGAGAGUCUCAUGGCGAGCUGAAUGCGCCUGGAGGAGUUACAUUGACUCCUAAAAGAGUUACACUGACUCCUGAAAGAGUUACAUUGACUCCUAAAAGAGUUACACUGACUCCUAAAAGAGUUACAUUGACUCCUAAAAGAGUUACAUUGACUCCUGAAAGAGUUACACUGACUCCUUGAAGACUGACUACUGGAGGAAUUACAUUGACUCCUGGAGGAGUUACAUUGAUUCCUGUAAGAGUUACAUUGACUCCUGGAGGAGUUACAUUGACUGCUGAAGGAGUUACGUUGACUGCUGGAGGUGUAUAAUUAACUCCUGCUGCUGCUGAAGUAGCUGAAUGUGAAUCCUUUCGUGUCUGGAGAGAGUUAGACUGACCGAGGGGAUGGGCAGGGAAGGGAGGGGCAUGGAGGUGCGGAUGUGUUCUUUGUGAUGAUGUGCAGUAGUUGUGUGUUUCGUGUGCACCGUUUAAACGUAGCGUACAGAUGUGGACACUCAGCAAUCACCACGGCAAGACCUCACCAAGAUGGCGGCUGACCUCGGGAGGGAUCUGACCCUCAUCCUGCAGACCAGAGACACGGCACAUUUUUAUUAAUUUAGCAGAUGCUUUUAUCCAAAGCACCUUGCAGUUUGAUGUGGUCGUACAUUGUUAUGCUAGCUGGGUCUUUAACUCCUGACCUUAGUGUUUACUAGAACCUUACUUUAGCAGCUGUGAGCUCCAGGAACCAUGCGGAACAGGACUCGAUCCACUUCACGGUCGUCCAAUAACAGGAAACACCCAGUCUCAGAAAAGCAUUAAUCGUGUCAGUUUGCAUUUUGGACGAAUUCUUUUUUAAGGAUGAUUAAUAUGUCUGCUUUUUACAGAGCCAUAGGGCCAACUCAGCUCAGUCUAUCACACAGAGAUUCCUUUCUAUCCCAGUGUGUGCUGCUGGCCUCUCAGUAUUGGUCAGUGCAACACUUUGUAAUCUGUAUUUCCGUCCAGCGUGGUUUGAUACUUUACUGCAUUGAUUUCUCUACACAGUGGUUGAUUCAUGUGUUGACUUUUGUAUUGAGACACCAAAGAAUGCUAUGGUCCUCAUGCAGUAUGGAGAAGGGGAGUCAUGGCCCCCUGAGCCACCGUUUGGAAUAAACACAAAAACAAACA